Molecule: messenger RNA, 3854 nt
Organism: Patiria miniata (bat star)
Lineage: Eukaryota; Metazoa; Echinodermata; Asteroidea; Valvatida; Asterinidae
Product: coiled-coil domain-containing protein 74B-like
Exons: 9
Coding region: 430-1494 (354 amino acids)
Source: RefSeq, a predicted model, not a curated record
UAAAUGCACAUUAGCCGCGCCGUACGUGAGGUAUUUUUGUGCAGUGUUCGUCGCGAUAACUGAAAAAUAAUUAACAAAUAAAAAAAUGGCUGCUGAGUUGUUUCGACUUCUUCCUAAUGUGACGUGGAAACUCCUAUAAUUCUGCACAAUUCAUAAGCUGUACUUCAGACCAAAAUGAAAAACUUCAGAUUGUAACCUCAGAACUGUCAUCACAUCAGGCAACACAGAUAUGGAUAGAUAACAUUGGAUUCACCAACAGAAGACGUACUUUAAACACCUUACUCCAAUUAGAAAGCCUGCCACAAGCCCGAGCACUCAGCUAUACAUCCAUUUCAGGAAAUAGUGUUACGGAAAUUCACCCAUCGGCCUUCGCAAAAGGAAUACAAAAUACAAGAGCACAGCGGGAACUGUAACGGAUAGAGACUUUGCAUGGCAUCGCCAGUCAUGUCUAUGACACUUCCGCCCUUGGCCAACCUGCCCCAGUGGCAGAGGGUGCAAUCCCUGGACAAGGCCCGCUACCCUCGCCCCUUCCUCAAGGACCAGAUACCCAUCCUCCCCCCGACAAACUCCAGCGGGGCCUCCUCCUUUGUGCUUCACGCCGACAGUGAGAGCCUGGAUGCUGGCGGGUCGGAUGCUUCGGCGGUGGACCCGCUGCAGAGGCUGCACCACAUGGAACGCAGCAUGGAGUUCCUCAAGAGACAACACCACGAGGUACUGUUCAGCCUGCACCAGGAGAUUGACGAUUUGAAGAGAGAAAACAAAGAAUUACAUUUCAAAGUUAUCAUGGCAAGGGGAUCAAGCCCUAAAAAAGAAUCAUCGAGUUCAUCAAUGAAGUCCGAGGGAGAGAUCAUGCUUGGUAGCACACAAUUACAGGCUCAAAAAUUAGACCAGCUGAAGAUGCUGUACAUGGAAGACAAAGUGAAGGAGCUCACCGCAGCGGUUCAAGAUUCCCGGGGCAGAAACGCAUACCUCCAAAGAUUACUCAAAGACGCAGUCGAAAAAAGACCACCGAGUCAAGAAGCUGGCCAGCAAACCAGUCCCACCGACCAGAAAGGUCCCAGCCCGCCCGUACCCGUCAGCAUGAACCCCUUGCAGGUGCAGGGUCCUAAUGACACCCAGCCGAGAGCUCCUACCCUGGAGGAGUGUGAGGUCAUUAUUAGGCACCUGCAGGAGCAUAGUGAGAGGCAGUCACUGGAGUUGUCACAACUGAAGUCCGAUCUGAAGGACGUCUUGUACUCUCACAAGUGGACACCUGAUGCCUACCUACUUGCUAAGGCCUAUGUGGCAGACGAGGACCCUAGUGCUGGGGACAGCAAAUUACCAAGAAUAUCUCUCAAGAAUCAGAGCAAAAAGAUACCGGAGGCAGCAUUCAGCCAGACUAGCUUCUCCCUACCUCCCCUGACCCAGACCAUGGGCAACAAGGUGGCCGAACGACAGAAGAGGGUAGAGGCCGUCAAGAGGGCGCGGCAGCAACGCAAGGAGGUCAUCCUAUGACCUACUGAAUUAUUCAUCAUCACCUCCUGAAUUAUUCAUGUGUAUUUAUGGAAAUUUUAAUAUGUAGAACAGGGGCCAGAUCCGUCAUAGUCGUCCUAUGACCUCAUGAAUUAUUCAUCUUCAUCAUCACCUCCUGAAUUAUUCAUGUACAUUUACGGCAUUCUCUAGGUAGAACAGGGGCAGUUCAAUCACAGUCAUCCUGUGACCUUAUUCAUUAUUCAUCAUCAACUCUUGAAUCAUUCAUGUCCAUUUAUGGGGGAAAACAGUUGUUUAUGUAGAGGAAAGCCAGUUCAGUCACAGUCAUCCUAUGACCUAUUCAUUAUCACCUUUUGAACAAUUCAUGCUAGUUUAUGGGAGGAACCAUUUUUCUGUAGAAGAGAGUCAGUCCAGUCACAGUGUUUAUAAACCUUCGGCCCCUGUUUGUUGUCAAUUUUCCUGAAUCCUCUACAGUUCUCUACCAUAGUAUUGUACUUCGUUAGUCUUUCAAAACUCUAAAAACGCCUAGUGGACUAAAGGAUCCAAGAGGGCUUGGCAAAUAUAUUGCUCACUCCUAUUACAGUUUCCCUCACAAAUGCCUUUGGAAAACUCCCACCGUUUCAAGAUUUAGAGUGACCCAUUUUUGUCGUUGCAAGCAUCCUUUUGAAAACUUAUCAGUUUCAGAUUUACACACAGGAAUAUUCAGUAUUUUAUCUUAGAUCUGAAACUAGUGAAGGAUUGUUCGUAUUUUGCAGAAUAUGUGAAGUUCAAAGCUAUCCAUUUCCCAUCUAUCCAUAACAGUGUUAAUUUUUGUGAAAGUGUGAGUGAACUGGCUCUUUUUGGACGUGUUACUGCCUGCUGUGCUAGUCUUGCUCUGUACUUGUUACUGUAACGCAUCCUAGAAGUUCAUUAUUGUGACUUGCUCCUUGAUUUCCUACUUCUUAAUGGGUCAUUCUAUACAUUUGGGGUCCACUCUUUUCCUGUCCCUGUUACAUCUGACAUCUACGGUCUAAUAAUUCUCAUGCACUCCUUAAUGCUUUUUUCCUCCAAGAGUGAUUAUGUACUAUACAGACUACCUAAAUAAACAUUAUUUGAAGUCAUUCUUAAUGAUCCUUGAACAGCAAAUUACGAAGUACCAAUGUAAUAGGCUCAGGAAAAAGUUCAUACUUUGUACCCUAACUUUCUGGAAUGACCUUAAUAAUGUGUGUCACAAAAAGAACAUUCCCAUGCCUUUUAAAAGGAAUGGGACUGUUACUGGAUUUGGUGCUGUAAUCAUCAAUUUGACUUCUUUUUUUUUCGAACCGAACAUCGUUGAUUGCUACUUAUAAAUAGCCUGUUACUAUAGCAGUGUUAAAGUUGCUUCCAUCACGAGUCCUUCUCUCUUCUGUGCAUUGCUGCUGAAUUUGAUAAAUCUAGUUGCGUCUUUUUUAUAGCGUUCCUACUAGAUUGGAUUAUGACAAAAGUCCUUAAAGGGAAUAUACAACGUUUGCUUUUGCUGUAAUUUUCAGAAAAGGAUGGAUUUGGGGUUGGUAUUUUAUAGAAAAUAUUGUUACAUUGACUUGUUUGAAGUUUUGUGUUCGUAUAUGCUGGAAAAACCAAGAAAAACAAUCAUAUUCUUGUAGUCUGGUUCCUUGACCCACCUUAAAUAUGAAACCGAGCCAAGUUAUGGACGUCAGGGAAUUGUAUUUUCAGGGAACCAGUCUAGUUGGCUUGUACCCGUUCUUAGGUGUGCAAUCGAUAGCAAACAAAAUACAGACUAACUAAAUUAUGGUCAAUUUGGGGUAGUACAAUGUAUUUGAAGAAAGCCAGUGUUUUCCAACGCUGGUUGGCCAAUCAGCAUUGGAAAUUGAUACAAAAAUAUCACUUUUCUUGAAAAUGUCAGCACAGGAGGUGUCAUGAUUUUACAGACUGUCAUUUACCAACAGUCCAGUCAGUCAGGUAUUUCAUAAAAAUUUGGUAUAUUUAUUUUUUGAUGUUUGCAAGUGUUGUAUUUUCCCUUUAAGACUAUUAUAUCAGGACGUAAAAUGCUGGGGAAAAAUCAUGAGUAAAGCUUGUAAGUGUAGAACUAGUCUCAUGCGUGCUUUCUCUGUAGGAAAUAAAAAGAAACUAGCUCAUAGUGGACAUGUCUAUCUUUAUUCAUAAAGUUGAAGAAUUGUAAGCUUGCGCUUCUCAUGUUUGGUGUGCCAGAAGUGCAACCCCUGUUAUAACUUGUGUCAGUUAUUAUUGUUUUUUUUUUGUAAAUAGUAUGGCAUAGAUCAUGUAUGUUUAAUUGUACAUGUACAUAAAUCAUGGAUGGUUUUAUUAGAAUGUGUACUAAAUACAGAUACAGGGGUGUGAGACCAGAAAAUGAAAUAAAUUAUUUGAGCAUCCGAUAAGAAAAAAAA